AUGGCAUGGCUGACACAGAUUGGAUGCACAUACAUUGAUUGGGUUGAGAAUAAAAUGCGUUUCACAUACCAGGGGGAAUGGAUUGAGAUCAGAGGGGUUCGUACUAGAGAGUGCACUCCAUUACAAAACUAUGUUGAUGAAAACCAUUUUGCCCAGUUGCAUUAUGAUAUCCAAUCAAGUAUGGUGACACCAACUCAACAGUUGGAGAUGAAAUCAAUACUGCACAGGUUUGAUAAUAUUUUCAAGGAACCACGAGGAUUGCCUCCUGAACCUCAGCAAGAACAUGCUAUACAGUUGCUGAUCGGCCAGGGCCUAGUUAAUGUUCGACCGUAUCGCUACCCUCACCACCAUUAG
Messenger RNA from Vicia faba (fava bean), 354 nucleotides. Lineage: Eukaryota; Viridiplantae; Streptophyta; Magnoliopsida; Fabales; Fabaceae. The record is from the annotation of a GenBank genome assembly.